CUGACAGUCACGUGAUACAGUACAGGCGCUCGGGGACGCGCAUUCGCUUGCGAUUAGCAGCGCGCUGGGUAUGAGGCCGUAGACAUGAGCAGCUCGUCACCGGUGACUGCCCCCAUCUCGGACUGAAAUAUACAGAAUUCUUCAUGGAUAUAGUUGACACAUUCAACCAUUUAAUCCCUAGUGAACAUUUGGAUGAUGCCCUAUUUCUAGGCGAUAACCUAGAAGGUGAAGGCUGUGACGAAUUUGCCACAAACCAACAUGUCCUUGAAGACUCCUUGAAGAACAUGCUCAGUGACAAGGAUCCCAUGCUUGGAUCUGCAAGCACCCAAUUCUGCCUACCUGUUCUGGAUAACUCUGAACCCAGUUUCCAAUUACCAACCUCAACAGGUGUUGGCCUUGAGGACAUAAUGGAUGUGGGUGUCGAUAAAGUCACUGUGAAUGAUGUGGAAGAUAUGAUUCUUUCUGAUAAGAGUGUGAAUAAAUUGGAUGAAACAUCCAGGAAAUCAGUAAGGAAAUCGCCACGCCUAAAGACACAGGUUCUUAUCUUAACAGAACCCACAAGAUCGCUGAGGCAAAGCACUAUUGAGAAAUCUUUGAAUACUGUAAAGGUUUCAAGUCCAAAGAAAACUAGAUAUUCAAGGAACGAUAAAGCAGGAGAUAAACUGAAAGAUGAGGAGCACGUUCUACCUCCAGGGACUAAUGAUAUAAGAAGCAAAGGAACAACUCCGUUAGAAGAAGCAAGUGCAUCUCCAGUAAGUUCAAGGAGAUCAUCAAGAAUAGCAAAUAAAGAAGUCAAGGAUAAAAUGAAUACUCCUGAAAAUAAGACACCAGAAGAGUAUUCCAGUCCAGUGAAUGAGAUUUUAGGUGAUAAAAAUUGCAUUUUAGAAAAAGGCGGAGACAAAGAAGAGAUUUUGCAUGAUGAUGCCCUUAUUUUGCUAAACGAAAAUGCUAAUAAAGUUUUGGAUGAAAUGACAGAGCCUGAUUCAAGUAAUUCACAAGGAGAACAGGCUUUGGACCAAACCUUAGCAGAACCAGGUGAAGGUAAAGAAUUUGAGUUAUAUCAACCUGAAGAAAAAAAGACAGAUGUAAUAUAUGAUAAAGUUCAUCAGGAACUUGCCCUUUUAUCAGGGGUUAUUGAAUGUAACCUGGAUGUGAAAACAGUGGCAGCCUCGGAAAUUAAUGACGAAUGUAUGUUGCAAAAUGCUGAUGAAGGAUCUACGCAAGGUGGCAAUACAGAGCCUCAUUUCAUUCCUUCUGAAGUUUCAGAUCCCAGCAAUAAAGUUCCUACUGAAACAGACAUUUCAGCUCCUGAAAGCAGCAGUCAGAGUCAUCCGGAAAGUGAAGAAAAAGUAAAGGUUGCACAAAAAGAGAAAAGUCAUAACAGAAAGGGUGGUAAAAAAGUAAAAUCUACGUCCGCUAAAUUGCCGGUAUCUGAGGAGAAUUCAGAAAAGAGCGUUGUUGCUGCAAAUGAUGCUGUCUUAAAUACUAAAACCCCCAAAAGUAGGACUAAAAUCACUAAGAAUCUCAACCCCCAAACUAUAAGACAGAUGGAAAGGGUGAAAAUUGCUAAAGUAAAGAAAAAAAUAUCGGAAAGUACAAGAAUUGAUAAAGUUCCUUUAAAGAGUAAAUUAAAAAAGACGUCAGAGCUGGGUGACAAAAAACGUAACGCGCCUACGCUGUUAAAACAAUUGGAAGAUGCGCUGAGAGAUAAUCAAGGAAGUUUAAAAGAAGUGGCACAAGCGGUCCCUUCUCGGUCUGGUUCUAGGAGCUUGUCUCAUUCUAGUGACAAAGCUGUCAGUAAACAGACGUCUUUAAAAGUGACCACUCAAAUCAAGGAUGAUGGGGAAAAGAAAGAAACAACUGAGCAGCCAGAAGAGAAAGCAAAGCUGAAGAAGUCUCUUCCGCCUCGCCAGAGAAAGAGUAGUAAAAGCAUUUCUGUGGAUGAGCCACCAUUGUUUAUUCCUGAUAACAUUCCUACUAUAAAGAAAGAAGGAACAGACGUGACGUCUCCAACUGAUAAGUAUAUUUGGAACCCAACCAGGAAUUGUAGUUCUUGCAGAAAACUUCAUGGAAAUAGGUUCAUGGUGGGUUGUGGAAGAUGCGAUGACUGGUUCCACGGCGAAUGUGUUGGCUUAAACCUCGCUCAAGCACAGCAAAUGGAAGUGGAUGAUAAAGAAUACAUAUGUGCUAAGUGCUGUGCAGAAGAAGAAACCAUGGAUAAUACGGAAACAGAUGUUUCUAGUGAUAAUCAGAAAACCGAUUUCCACCAAGAUCUCAAAGCUUUGGAAAGUGAGAAAUCCAUGACCACAGAAAGUCCUACCUUACCACUAGACAGAUCCAAGCCAAAUGAUGAUGCCAUGAAAAACAAGGAACACAAAGUUAAGAUUUCCAAAAAGGUCUCUGGAGAUACCAGGCAUUCCACCGAAAACAAGGAUGCCGAUAUUAAGAGACAGCAGACUUUUAAUCGCAAGGGUUCUGCCACAGCAGUCCACCGGGUGUCAGACGAAAGACGUGAAAAGCCUUCAAAGGAUCCGGCAACCACUUCAACUCAUGAUGAAAAGACUAUAAAGCCUGCUGUUACUGAAAAGAUAGACACGAAAAAAAGGAAACUGGAAAAGAAAGGGUCAUCAUCUGGUGUUACCUCCCCGUCUACACCAAAACCAUCUGUGGAGCAAAUAAGACAAAGCGUCCGCCACUCUCUGAAAGAUAUUCUAAUAAAGAGGCUUUCAGAGUCACACUCAAAGAUCCCUGAAGAAAGAGCUACAAAAGUAUCAGCCAAGAUCGAAAAGGAGCUGUUUUCAUUUUACCGUGAUACAGAUGCCAAAUACAAGAAUAAGUACAGAAGCUUAAUGUUUAAUUUGAAGGAUCCUAAAAACAAUGUACUUUACAAGAGAGUACUCAAAGGAGACAUCACGCCUGAACAUCUGAUCAAGAUGACCCCGGAGGAAUUGGCCUCAAGAGAGUUGGCAGCAUGGAGGCAAAGAGAAAAUAGACAUACCAUUGAAAUGAUUGAAAAAGAACAGCGUGAAGUUGAGCGGCGUCCAAUCACCAAAAUUACACAUAAAGGGGAGAUUGAAAUAGAAAGUGAUGCUCCUAUGAAAGAACCAGAAGCCAUGGACACGGAGUUUCAGGAAUCUGUUGCAAAACCAGUUGAGAAGGAAGAAGAAGUUCAGAAAGAAAAAGAGGAUCCUGUGGAAUCUACAUCAGAUACAACAGCCCAGCACAAAAAUCAUCUCUUUGAUCUGAAUUGCAAAAUCUGCACAGGCCGUAUGGCCCCUCCUGCUGAAGAUCUGUCACCUAAGAAAGCAAAAUUGGCCACCAAUGUCAUUCAUAAGCAGUCAGAUACUGAAGCUGAUAAUGGAACUGAAACUGCUUCAAGUGUGCCUGGUUCUCUGGAUGUAGACAUGUUAGAAACCGAAAAAUCGGACUCUCCAAAGGACACCCUGUUCUCAGCAGCCAGCUCUGAGUCAUUUAGUAUUAUGGACACAGCUGAAGAUGAAUCUACUUUUUUAGCCCGUUUAACCUACAUUUGGAAAGGAUUUCUUAAUAUGCCUUCUGUAGCGAAAUUUGUCAUCAAGGCUUACCCCGUGUCUGGGUCACUGGAGCAUUUAUCAGAGGACCUUCCGGAAAGCAUACAAGUAGGUGGAAGGAUUUCCCCACAAACUGUUUGGGACUAUGUAGAAAAGAUAAAGGCCUCUGGAACAAAGGAGACCUGUGUAAUACGGUUUACUCCGGAGACGGAAGAAGAUCAGAUAUCUUACACUCUGCUAUAUUCUUACUUCAGUAGCAGAAAACGUUAUGGUGUAGUUGCAAACAACAUGAGGCAGGUGAAAGACAUGUAUCUCAUUCCCUUAGGAGCCUCUGAAAAGAUUCCACACUACUUUGUACCCUUCGAUGGGCCUGGCCUAGAAGCACGUAGACCAAAUUUACUUCUGGCUUUGAUUAUUCGUCAGAAAGUGAAACGACAGCACAGUACAAGCAUUGAUGACGAGCAUUCAGGUUCCUUAAUUAAUGUCCCAGAAAAAAAGAGGAAUAGAAUUGAACUAGAGGAUGACGAUGAUGAAGAAGAUGAUGAAAAUGAUUUUUUUAAUUCCUUCACUGCUGUGUUGCAUAAGAAUAGAAACAGAGCACAGAUUGCAGAAAACGAGGAACCACAGGCAACGGUUGAAACUGUACCAGAAAAAGUUAAACUGGAUCCACCAAAGCCACUACGAUUUCUACCAGGAGUAUUAGUUGGAUGGGAAAAUCCACAGUCUACCUUAGACCUGGCUAACAAUCCUUUACCUGUUGAUGAUAUAUUACAGUCACUUUUAGGUACUACAGAAAAUGUGUUUGAAGUUAAGCCACCAUCUAUAGCAAAUAAUGAUAAGCCACUAAAAGAAGAAAAAAGUCAAGUAAUUGAUGAAUCAUUCACAUCUGAAAUUGAUGUAGAAAUGAACACGACAUCCAGUACAGUGGAAGAAACAACAGAAAAUCUAACUCCUAUAACCACAUUAUCUGAAUCAUCUGUAGGUCUUUCUCUGAAAGAUAAACCUCCUGAUGUUCCCACAGAAGUGUUUUUAAGUACAAUGAAUGUUCUGGGUGAGGAAACGAUCGAUAAAAGUCUUUUAGAAGAACAAGAUGAAGUCAAACAUAAUGUUGCACCAAAUUCAAAUAUGUCUUCAGUUUCAGUGGCAAAAAGUAACGUUGAUGAUGAUAGUAAUGUUGCUUCUGUGGAUGUUGGUUCAAGCCCCAAGAAAUCUCCAAAGUUAAUACACAGUAAAAGGGAUCCUAGACAAGCAGCUGGAAGAGGUCAUCAUAUUACUACUUCAGAUAGAAAAGAUUUGGAAUCAGACUCGCAUCCAAAUAAAGGAUCCCCUGACAGUACAUCCCACCACAAGAAAGAUAGGACAAAGAAACAUGCUCAUGGGGAAACUGAUGUAUCUUCACCUAACAGACCAAAAGCCAGUUCGUAUUCUUCUUCCACUGACAUUGAAACGGAUAUAGCUGAAGAAUUGCAUACUGAAAAACAGUUCCCUUCAGAUCUGCUUAUAGAUGACACCGAUCCUCUCCAGCAAUUCAGACGAGCUUUAGCUGCAAACAAAUCCCAGACACAACCAUUAAACGCUCCGCACUCUGAAAAUGCUGGCAAAAAUCCAGCUCCUGUAUUUUCAGGAUCUUUUUCUCCAUUAAGGUUACAACAACCUUCUUUCUUACCUUUAAAGAGUAGCCCUCCAGGUUUUCCAUUCCAACACGCUCCUGGCUUUCCUUUGCCGGGUAAUCCACUAUUCCCCUAUGCGCCUCACAUACCACCUCUCUUACCAACACCAUUAGGUAUUGGCUUUCCAAGACCACCCAGAUUUCAAUCUGCAGAAUCCACUAUCCAUAACCCAUUAGUUGCCUGGCACCCAGCACUUCAGUUAGCUAGACAGCCACCACAUUUUUUUGGGCAAGUUAGUACUGGACCCCUGUUGAACACUGACCAAGUCAGGUACCAAGGACCACAAACGCUGUAUCUUAAAGAUCUCAGAGGUCCAGAAAGACGUCACAGUGAUCCCUGGGACAAGCAAGAUCGUAUAUCUGAAAGAAGUUCUAGUCGAGGAAGCAGAAGUGAUCACAGAAAAAGAUUUUAUAGUGAGUCCCAUCACUCAAGAGAUAAGAGGCAUGAGAAGGAAUCUGGGAGCGAUAAGCAUGGAGAUAGAGACUCUGAAAGAAGCAGACGUAAGGAUCGAGACAAAGAGAGAAGUCAUGACCGAGAUCGGAAAAGCCGCGAUGAGUCACAUAGGGAAAAAGAAAGAUCUCGGUCUUCUCAUAGUGACAAGUCUUCAAGUAAAGAAGGGAAAAGUGAUAAAUCUAAAAGUGAGGAUCGUUCUCAUGACAAAGAAAAAAGUAGGGAUAAAAACCGAGAUCGGAUGGAGGAAAAAGAAAGGGAUCGGCACCACAAAGACAAAAGUAGGGACCACAGUGAGAAAACUAAAAGUAAACGAUAAACUCAUCCUGUUAGUUUUAUCUCUUACUUGGUUGUGCCAUCAAUUUCUUAUCAAAUGUCAGUGUUUUCCAGACACAAACUGUUGUAAGCCUGAUUGCCCGUUAUAUGUUUUUUAUGCUCAAUUCUCACUAAUCUUAAACUUAUUUAACAAACCUUUUACACAAAAUGGAAAUGUAAUGUAUGUCCAAUAUAUUUCUUCCUAAAUAUGCUACCGCGUAAUAUUUAGUUGGAAAUUUUGUGUAGAACGAAGCAGCUUUUUACACGCUAAGGUG
Messenger RNA from Bufo gargarizans (Asiatic toad), 6240 nucleotides. It is a transcript of the gene PHF3, whose product is annotated as PHD finger protein 3. Gene Ontology annotation, cellular component: nucleus. The transcript is spliced from 16 exons. The coding region runs from base 144 to 5969 and encodes 1941 amino acids. Gene Ontology annotation, biological process: DNA-templated transcription. NCBI's taxonomy places the organism in Eukaryota, Metazoa, Chordata, Amphibia, Anura, Bufonidae. The record is from RefSeq and is a predicted model, not a curated record.